Molecule: messenger RNA, 1769 nt
Organism: Wasmannia auropunctata (little fire ant)
Lineage: Eukaryota; Metazoa; Arthropoda; Insecta; Hymenoptera; Formicidae
Gene: Torsin
Product: torsin-like protein
Exons: 3
Coding region: 581-1633 (350 amino acids)
Biological process (GO): cellular response to misfolded protein
Molecular function (GO): ATP binding; ATP hydrolysis activity
Source: RefSeq, a predicted model, not a curated record
GUCCCGCGCAAAAGGUCGGCGUGGCCGCUCUCACGCUUCUCUCUGAUUUCGUUUAAGUCAUUAUUAGUUAAAUUAAAACAUUGAACGAAGAAAACGUUCUUCUCUUUAUCUCAAUUUAUACGCGACGCUUUUGUUAUCACGAAUUCGCGGGUCUGAAACGGCAAAGAAAUUCCGAGGUGUACAUACAUACAUACGCGGUCGCUUCAUGGGAUACGAUCCAAAUGUAAUCGAACGUAAUGAAAACGAAUGAAAACAAACGUCAACAAGUUGUGAACCGGUCUCUGUUCCAAGAGAUAUCUCGAAUCUCGUUCAAAAAACUCGCACACUUCGAAGUUCGAAUUACUUAAAUUAUAUACAGCACAAUCCGAGUUACGCCACGGGAACGUCCUCGACGGAUUUGGGCACGUUUUCGUUUUUUAAGCGGCCGGAUUCAUUUCGAUGCGAUGGGGAUGCGCGAUACUGGCUCGUGAGACAAAGGCAUCGGCACGCCGUCGGGGAUCUGUCAUGUGAGCGAUGCCACAGCUCGUAGAGAGGAAAACUUUGAAAGAGAAAAGAAAACGUCCGAAAUAUAUAGCCAAACAUGAAGCUCAGUCGCGUGCUGAUGCUUUUACUUAUUAUUACGUUCCUCGUGACCGUAGCAUGCGAAUUGAUAACGUUCGGUAUAGUGGGUGCUUUAAGCGGUUUAGGUUAUUACGCGUACGACAAGUACAAAUGCGCGUACAAGGAGUGCUGCACGGACGAAUACAUUCAUUCCGACUUGGACAGACUAGAAUACAUGCUCACUGCUAAAUUAUUCGGCCAGCAAAUUGCUCGUGAAACGGUCAUAAAUGCACUGAGGGGCCACUUGGAAAGUCACAAUUCGCCCAAGGCAUUGGUCAUGAGUUUUCAUGGCACGCCGGGGACUGGCAAGAACUACGUGGUGCAGAUGAUUGUCAAAAAUAUUUAUAAAAACGGUGUCCAGAGCAAUUAUUACCACUUUUUCAACGGUCGCAAUGAUUUUCCUCUGGAACGAAAAGUAGACGAGUACAAGGAGGAAUUGUACAAAAUUAUUUCCAACGGUCUGCAUCAGUGCGACAGAUCGAUGUUUGUGUUCGACGAGGUCGACAAAAUGCCGGAGGGUCUACUGAACGUGCUGGUGCCUUUUCUCGACUACAACAGCUACCACAAAUCCAGCAAGAACAGCGAGUCCAUGUAUCAGAACAAAGCCAUCUUUAUAUUUCUCUCGAACACCGGCAGCGCCCAGAUAGUGCAGCAUCUCACAAAUCUGUGGGAGAGGGGCAGAAAUCGGGAGGACACGCGAUUGCAGGAUUUUGAAAAACUGAUAGCCGACGGGGCGUUCACCGAGAAGGGCGGUUUCCAUCACAGUGACGCUAUACAGACUAGUGUGAUCGAUCAUUAUGUGCCCUUUCUGCCUCUUGAGGAGGUGCACGUUAGAAAAUGCUUGGCGAGGGCCUUCACCGAGCGAGGGGUCGCUCCGAGGGAGGAGAUGGUAGAGGAGGCGCUGUCGCACUUGACCUUCGGCCCUGAGCCGCUCAAUCUGUACUCAAUGGCCGGCUGUAAGAGGAUAGAGCAGAAAGUUGCCGCUAUUGUGUAUCGUAAACAGUCGGAGUCCAAGACUAUUGAAUUGAGAUAACUGGAGAUACUCGAACUGUUAAUAAAAGUAAUAAGACGAUAGCGUGUAAGCAUUUGUAUAACAUCUUGAUAAGAUCCUUUAUUGAUAGAAUUUCUUAUUGGCACACUCAGAAAAAUAUGUCUAACAAUUAAAAAAA